Chinchilla lanigera (long-tailed chinchilla) is the source of this 1498-nucleotide messenger RNA. Its product is annotated as vomeronasal type-1 receptor 3-like. The transcript has a single exon. Gene Ontology annotation, molecular function: pheromone receptor activity. Gene Ontology annotation, biological process: G protein-coupled receptor signaling pathway. The coding region runs from base 1 to 687 and encodes 228 amino acids. The record is from RefSeq and is a predicted model, not a curated record. NCBI's taxonomy places the organism in Eukaryota, Metazoa, Chordata, Mammalia, Rodentia, Chinchillidae. Gene Ontology annotation, cellular component: membrane.
AUGGCCUCCACACAGGUAAAUGUUGAAAUGCUAUUCCUGGUCCAGAUAGUCAUUGGAACCACGGGGAAUUUCUCUCUUUUAAGUCAGUAUUUGAUCCUUUAUGUCAAUGGAUGCAAACUAAGGUCUGUGGAUUGGAUUCUCAGGCACCUGACUGUGGCCAACACCCUUGUCAUUCUCUCCAGAGGAAUCCCAGGGACCAUGGCAGCUUGCGGGGCCGAAGACUUCCUCAGUGAUGUUGGAUGCAAACUUGUUUUCUAUGUUCACAGGGUGGGCAGGGGGGUUUCUAUGGGCAGCACCUGCCUGCUGAGUGUCUUCCAGGCCGUCACCAUCAGCCCCAGGAGCUCCAGGUGGGUGGAGUUUGAAGUAGGAGUUCACAACUCUAUAAGCACAUUCACUGCCCUCUGCUGGGCACUGAAUUUGAUACUGAAUAUCACUUUUCCUGUGCAAGUGACUGCUAAGUGGAAAAAGAAAAACACCACAAAUAUAAUAGACUUUGGAUACUGUUCUGCUCCAGGUGAUGAGAAAGUCCUGAAUUCAGUAAAUGUAGCUUUGUUCUCCAUUAGUGAUGGUAUUUGUAUAGGGCUUUUACUCUGUGCCAGCGGCUCCAUGGUUUUACCCUAUGCAGGCACAAGAAGCAGGUCAGACACAUGCAUAAGACCAAUGUGUCCUGCCAAACCUCACCUGUGACCAGAGCCACCUACAGAAUCCUUGUCCUGGUGUGCCUGUAUGUAGAGUUUUACACCCUGUCCUGCAUCGUGCAAGCGUGUAUGGCUGUUUUUCAUAAUCCCAGCACCUUAUUGCUCACUUCUGCUGCCUUAAUAAAUAUGAGUUUCCCAACUAUCUGCCCCUUGCUUCUCAUGAGCUGGAAACACAGUGCAUCCAUAUUAAUUUGUGCCUCUCACAGAAAGAACAGAGUCACCUAAACUCAUACUGUCUGGUUUCCAUUGUAUUCCAUCAAUGAUAUACUCAGGCCCCAGUGAAAGACUCCAUAAUGCAGAAGACUGGGCUUUACUCUCCACUGUGCUAUUUAAUAUCUCCUUCCUCUCUCAUCAAAAUCAAGGGUCCAUCAGCUUAUCUGCUUCCUGCAUCACCUCAGAUAUUUCUGUCCUUGAGAGACUCAGUUCUCCUCUAGUUGGUACUUGGUCCUUUAUAAAAUCUCAGCACCAUGUGACUUUUACACUCCAUUUGCAGUGUGUCAGUUGCCUUUUGAUCCAGGUUUCAGAACUAGUUUUGAAGCUUUCAGUCAUGUUCUCCUAGAUACGCAUCAUCUCUUAACUUGGAGGCAUACUGAGAACACGUUCUAGUCAUCAAGUCAGAGGAGAACUUGAAACUGAGCCACACAAAGGUGCCGAAUUAGAACUUUUAAGCUUUGCAAGAUAAAUGCUAGGAGAGGCUAUUCGGGAGUCUCUCCAUGCAGUCUCUCCUCCUCCUCCAUUGGAAGAUGUGAGGUCUUCCAUUCAGUGUGUCCCUGGGUUUCCUGUAUGACUGUGCUUCACCA